Tigriopus californicus is the source of this 2008-nucleotide messenger RNA. Its product is annotated as probable glutamate receptor. Lineage: Eukaryota; Metazoa; Arthropoda; Copepoda; Harpacticoida; Harpacticidae. The transcript has 2 exons. Gene Ontology annotation, cellular component: membrane. The coding region runs from base 217 to 1977 and encodes 586 amino acids. The record is from RefSeq and is a predicted model, not a curated record. Gene Ontology annotation, molecular function: glutamate-gated receptor activity.
AAUAGCCAAAAUUGAUGAGCCUUUCAUUAAUUUUGACUCGCUAGGAUAAGAAAAUGCGUUAAAAAAAAAAGAAAAUCAAUAUAUUGGCUUUGGCGCAUUGUUCAUGAAAUGCGGUAUAUCAUCAACACCCUUCAGAAUUAAUCAUUAAUGAUGAUCCCGUUCUCCAUCCAACAUUGAAAGGAUAAAUGUCGAAGAGUCGGGUUUGUUGGGUCCAAUAUGAAGGUAUGGCUGAGUUUACUGGUCUUUAACUUUGGGAUUUCUCAUGCUGAAGAUCGACACUUCCUGGACUUAAUAUUGAUCCAAGAUCCGAUCCCAAUAAAUUCCUCUGUUGUGGUGCACAUUGAAGAUGAUUGGAGAUGGAGUGAUUUAUUCUUCUAUCAGAUCAGCAAGUUGUUCCACUCGUCACAUCUGACUCAACAAGUGCUUCUGGCCACCCGAGCUCAAUGGGAAAAGUUUUCACCAAAAAGUGGUUCCACGUCCCACGUUUUUCUCAAAGGCCAAGGCGACCUAGUGGAUGGGUUUUCUCCUCAACAACUCAGUCAAGAUGUGUUUCUUUGUGAGGACAAUAAUAUUUGUGGCACCCAAAGCCUGGAUCUUCGAUCUCGAGUGUUCUUUGUUGGGAACAAGUCGGAAUCGAGUGUGGGAACACAUCGUGGUCUCGCAUUAAAUGAAGUCUAUCGGCCGUGUUCCACGUGUGAACUGCAAAGUCAGCGUGUUGCUUGGAACGAAGUCUUCACUAUGGACAACAUUUGGACUCGACGAAAAGACUUGAGCCAACUGACAUUUCGAGUGUGUGUGGAACACUCUCCACCUCUCCAGAUUGUGCCCACCGAUGGAUCAAGACCCACGGGAAUGUUUCCAGACUUAUUCUAUGAACUUCAGAAUAUCAUGAAGUUCAAAAUCAUAGUAGUGCAUCCACCUGAUGGAAAAUGGGGUGGCAUCACCAAGAAUGGUUCAUGGAAUGGUAUGAUUGGACAAUUGGUUCGUGGUGAAGCUGACAUGGCCAUGAGCGAGUUUACCAUCAACGAAGAUCGUCAGAAAGUGGUGGAUUACUCCAUCCCUCUGAUGGACGAUUCGGUGCAUUUCUCCAUCCUAAGAUCCAGUGAAGGAACAUCUUGGUUGUUGUUUCUCAAUACCUUCAGCUAUGAAUUCUGGGCCUCAGUGGCAGCAUCACUCCUUAUCACAUUCAUUGUCCUCCGUUUCGUGAUGUUCAAAGCUCAAGAAACCUUAAAAGAAGGCUCCAUUUUCGGUGCGACACUUUUGAUCUUCUUAAGCCAAUCCCAAUUCUCCUUCGAUUUUGGUUCCAAAAGUGGGAGGAUCCUAUUUCUAGCCAGCUCCGUUCUGGGCACCAUCAUUUUCACUGCCUUCAGUGCUUCUUUGACCUCUCAAUUCACAGUUGAGCAACAAAGCUUGCCUUUAGAGAGUCUGGAAGAACUGAUUCAACACCCCGAGUUUGAAUUUGGUGUACAAAAAUCCUCUUCCUAUGAGACUUAUUUCAGCUCAGGUGUUCCAGGCAGUUUGAGGCAUCAAAUCUAUGAAGAGUUCAUUCGCUCUCGUCCAGAAAACUAUGUCCAGGAUAACAAGGAUGGAUUCCAACGUUCCAUGGAGGACUCUCAGUUCAUUUAUUUGGUGAAAAAGACGACGUAUGUUAAUAGUGAUGUGAUUUGCCGAAUCGUUCAGUCCCCUCGGGCAAUUUACAAGAUACAAAAGGCCUUUGUGUUCCAAAAGGUCUCCCCUUAUACGGAAUUGUUCAACUAUAACAUCAAAAAUCUGAUCGAAAUGGGCGGAUUGAAUCGAUUGAAAAGAAACUUCAUGAAACCAUUGGAUUUGUCACUUUGCGGUCAACAGGAGACGAUUGAGUUAGGAUACGAAAAAGUAUUCACUGCCUUUUUACCCUUAGUCUUUGGAGUUGCUCUUAGCGUUUUGAUAUUGAUUUUUGAAGUCUGCUUCGUAAGAAUGGUUUAUGUAAUUAUAUGAUACUUAAAAAUAUAUGUCAAUUCGUCAAAGA